Coffea eugenioides is the source of this 1901-nucleotide messenger RNA. RefSeq names its product pachytene checkpoint protein 2 homolog. Gene Ontology annotation, cellular component: chromosome; nucleus. The coding region runs from base 141 to 1565 and encodes 474 amino acids. Gene Ontology annotation, molecular function: ATP hydrolysis activity; ATP binding. Lineage: Eukaryota; Viridiplantae; Streptophyta; Magnoliopsida; Gentianales; Rubiaceae. The transcript has 14 exons. Gene Ontology annotation, biological process: meiotic recombination checkpoint signaling; reciprocal meiotic recombination. The record is from RefSeq and is a predicted model, not a curated record.
UCUAGCCCUUCCUCCACUAGGGUUUAUACUUCUCAGGAAAAAACCCCAGGAUUCCUUCUUCGAUUUCUCCAACUUUUCUCGAAUUCCAAUCUCCGCAUGUAGAAACAAAAGAUAAAACUUCAAGAAAUAAAAGCAAGAAAAUGAGCAGCGCCCCAAUGGAUAUUUCAAUUCCAGAUGCCGCUGCUGAACUUGGGCAUGACGUUGUUGAUCAACAAAACGGCAACGUUCUGGAGCCACCGCUUUCUCUUCCACCGCCCCUUCCGUCUCCUCAACCUCCUCCGGCAAUAGCCGACGAUAAGAUUCCUGUUUCAGUUGAAGUUUGUCUGAAACCAACUAGCACGGCUCGCAUUGAAGAUGUUCGUGCUGCCGUUGAAAGGAUGCUGGAACAUAGGAAUAUGAGCUAUGUUGAUGGGCCCAUUCCUGUGCCAUUGGAUGAUUCAUUUCUUAUUGAGAAUGUACAACGCAUUUCAGUUUGUGACACAGAUGAAUGGCUGGAUAACCAUGAUGUUCUUUUGUUCUGGCAAGUCAAACCCGUUGUGCAUGUUUUUCAGCUAAGUGAAGAAGGACCUGGUGAAGACUUAAAUGGUGAUGGCCAACUUUCUAGCUUCAAUGAAUGGAUGCUUCCUGCAAAGGAAUUUGAUGGCAUGUGGGAAAGCUUGAUAUAUGAAUCUGGUCUCAAGCAGAGAUUAUUGCGUUAUGCAGCAAGUGCUUUGCUUUUUACUGAAAAGGGUGUUGACCCUUUUCUUGUUUCUUGGAACCGUAUCAUUCUUCUGCAUGGACCUCCAGGAACAGGGAAAACAUCACUCUGCAAAGCACUGGCUCAAAAACUCUCUAUACGAUUUAGCAUCAGAUACCCACAAUGCCAGUUGGUUGAAGUAAAUGCACAUUCCUUAUUUAGUAAAUGGUUUUCUGAGAGUGGCAAGUUGGUAGCAAAGCUAUUCUCAAAAAUUCAAGAAAUGGUGGAAGAAGAAAACAACCUGGUAUUUGUUUUGAUUGAUGAAGUUGAAAGCCUUGCUGCUGCAAGAAAGGCUGCAUUGUCUGGUUCUGAGCCAUCAGAUUCUAUACGGGUCGUGAAUGCGCUACUGACCCAGAUGGACAAACUAAAGACCUCCCCAAAUGUGAUAAUAUUGACUACCUCCAAUAUAACUGCUGCUAUUGAUGUAGCCUUUGUUGACCGAGCUGAUAUUAAAGCAUAUGUGGGGCCUCCAACGCUUCAGGCACGCUAUGAAAUUCUAAGAUCCAGUUUGCAGGAGCUACUACGAACUGGAAUAAUCUUGUCAAACCCUGACAUGCAGGAUGGCCAUAACGUCAUUCUUUCAAAUUUUACUGGUUUAAAAGAGAAGUUGAAUUCCACGGUGCUACCAGAAUCUCAAUCCUCAUUAAGUCUUUGUAGAAAAUUGCUCGAAGCUGCAGAAGCAUGUGAGGGAUUGAGUGGGAGGUCCCUCAGAAAGCUUCCAUUUUUGGCACAUGCAGCCCUUGCCAAUCCAUACAGUUGCGAUCCAUUCAGGUUUUUGAUUACUUUGACAGAAACAGCUAGGCGAGAAAGUGCAGAGAUGCCUGACUGAGAUAUGGGUUAUGUAUUAACUGCAAGGUUCUAUCAUUGGUGCAUGAAAAGUUCAAAAUAGUGGAAGACUUUUUAACUAAUUUAAAUGGUUGGUAACCAGCAAGGUCUCGAGCACAGGAUCGUGUAGAUUUCAAAGGCUAACUGAAAUUUGAUAAUAUCCCUCAUGAAACCCCUAUCCCUCUCCCCGUUUUGUCCAUUUUGUGUAAAUGAAAGAGGAUCAAGAGAAGCAAUUUCUUUUGACUUGACAUCAUACGAGAAUUCUGUUGUAAGCUUACUAAUUUGAUAUGUAACUAACGAUUUAGCUGUGUCCUACAGCUAAUAGUAAUUGCAAUCUCAG